Molecule: messenger RNA, 393 nt
Organism: Rhodotorula toruloides NP11
Lineage: Eukaryota; Fungi; Basidiomycota; Microbotryomycetes; Sporidiobolales; Sporidiobolaceae
Product: vacuolar ATPase assembly integral membrane protein VMA21-like protein
Exons: 3
Coding region: 1-393 (130 amino acids)
Biological process (GO): vacuolar proton-transporting V-type ATPase complex assembly
Cellular component (GO): endoplasmic reticulum membrane
Source: RefSeq, a predicted model, not a curated record
AUGGUCUUCCGACGAGGAGUCCCGCUUCCUCGAGUCCCCGAACACCUGAAGCAGGCAGAGGCAGUACCGGAGGGACACGCCGACCUUUCGAGCGUCGUGACCAAGCUCGCCAUCUUCACGCUGGCCAUGGUCCUCCUCCCCAUCGGCACCUAUUACCUAACGCGGGACUUUCUCUUCGGCCCCCAAAACCUCACCUACCCAGCCAUCGCAGCCGUAACAGUCGCCAACCUGAUCCUGGUCGGAUUCGUGUAUGUCGCGUUCAGGGAGGACCAGGUAGAGCAGGAUCGCGAGAGGGAGGAGAAGAGGAGGGCUUUGGGCAAAGUUGGGGCGGGAAGCACAGCGGGAGCGGCGAAGGUGGGCGAGGUGAGGAGGAAGGGUGGGAAGGCGGAGUAG